UUCUCACAAAAGCAAAAUUCAUGACCCAAUGGACCUACCACACUACCUUUCUUCACAAAAGAGAGGGAAAAAAAAAAGUAGCAGAAAGAAGAAGAAGAAGAAAAAAGAGCUUCAAAAAGUAGAAGACAUGGAGGAGACGAUGAUGAAGACGGAUCCUUCUCCUGAUCAUAAACCCAUCUCCGAUUCCACUUUCCCAAGCUGGAAACUUUACGAGAACCCAUUUUAUAUUAACCCUCCACACCCUCAAAUCCUUCAUAAAUCCGCCAUUAACAAGCACCUCCAUUAUUGUCUGAAGCUAGCUUCAGCUUCUUCUUCUUCUUUCUCCUUGUGCGAUCUGAUUCCCAGCAAAAGCCGAAUGGAUUCCGAGCUGGAUCUGGCCCGGAGUCAGAUCGCGGAGCUGAAGACCGAGCUUCGCUAUGAGCGGAAGGCUCGAAAAAAGAUGGAGUCUUUGGCAAAGAGGCUGGCUAGGGAGUUGGAUGAAGAGAGGAAAGGAAGAGAAGCCAUGGAAGGGCUGUGUCAAGACCUGGCUACUCAGAUUUCUUCGCAUCAAGCACAGAUUGAUCUCAUGAAAAAGGAGAUUGAGGACGAGAGGAAGAUGCUAAGGUUGGCUGAGGUUUUGCGAGAAGAGAGAGUUCAAAUGAAGCUCGCAGAAGUAAAAAUCGUGUUCGAAGACAUGCUUUCAGAACUCGAAGCAGGAAGCAGCAACAACAACACAUUCUCCGAUUCCAUCACCAAAUUUUCCGGCAGAUUGAAACAGACGGCGGAGAUCAACGGCGGAUCUUCAACGGCGGACCAACCCACACGAUCGGCCGCCGCCGUGGGAGAUCAGAGCGAAACCAAAAUGAUGGAGAUUCCGAGAAAGGCCUCGCCGGAGCUGGAAAACCCCCACAUUGUUAGAGGAAUUAAAGGGUUUGUGGAAUUCCGGCGAGUGGUUCGAGGGAAGGGAUCGAAGGGUAGAGAUUCAGACGCCAAGUUGGAGUGCCAAAAGUCUCAGCUUAGGGUUCUACUCAAACAUAAAGGGGCUGUCAGAUCCAACAACCUCAUUAUUACAUAAUUUUAGUUUUUUUUUUUCCUUUUUUCCUUAUUGACAGCACACUCGAUCUAUGUGGAUUGAAUGAUUGUUUAGUUUUUUGGGGAAUAGUCGCAUGAACUGAUGAAAAUAAGGAAGAUUUUGCAUUUUUGCUUUUUGGUUUUGGGCUUGGGCUUGGGUUUGAGAUGGCUGUGGAAGAGAUUUAUGUGUAUAGAGUAAUUGUAGGUUUUGUUGAGUUUUAAUCGGUUUUCAUUUGAAAGUGAUAGUGAUAGUUCAAUUAUAGACGUAAAUUGGGUUUUUUGAGGAUGGAUUAUUGAGUAAUAAUAUAUAGCUCUGUUUUUAGUUUC
Molecule: messenger RNA, 1377 nt
Organism: Momordica charantia (bitter melon)
Lineage: Eukaryota; Viridiplantae; Streptophyta; Magnoliopsida; Cucurbitales; Cucurbitaceae
Gene: BLT
Product: branchless trichome
Source: RefSeq, a predicted model, not a curated record